This is a messenger RNA of Hyla sarda, 1459 nucleotides long. RefSeq names its product 5-hydroxytryptamine receptor 3A-like. Gene Ontology annotation, cellular component: synapse; membrane; neuron projection. NCBI's taxonomy places the organism in Eukaryota, Metazoa, Chordata, Amphibia, Anura, Hylidae. Gene Ontology annotation, molecular function: transmembrane signaling receptor activity; neurotransmitter receptor activity; extracellular ligand-gated monoatomic ion channel activity. The coding region runs from base 1 to 1284 and encodes 427 amino acids. Gene Ontology annotation, biological process: nervous system process; regulation of membrane potential; chemical synaptic transmission. The record is from RefSeq and is a predicted model, not a curated record. The transcript has 9 exons.
AUGAGAUCUAAAGGUAGAGCGUCUCUUGAGCUCAGGACUGCUUCUGAGAUGCAGAGGACUUUUCUUAUUCUCAUGGUUAUUCUGUUUGCUGUAACGUGUGGCCAAGACACAUGUGGAUAUUACAAUGUGACAGACAAAAUUGGUGUCCUGGAGCAGUCUCCUCGCCUUAUGAAUAUCAGACCUGUCCACAACUGGCUUCAACCUACAAUUGUAUCAGUGGAUAUGACCUUCAGAGGAGUCCUAGAGUUGGAUGAAAAGCUGCAGACUAUGACAACUUUGAUGCAUUUUGCAAUGUCGGAUCCAGCCGCACGUCAUUGCCGCCCGCAGAUCUACGUCACCCGCAGCCUCCGUCGCCUGCCCGGAUCGAUCUGGGAAAAUCAGUUCUUAUCCUGGGAUCCAGAGGAAUUUUGUGGUAUAAACUAUAUCCUUAUACCGGAAGGCUCAGUCUGGGUACCUGAUAUCAAUAUAUUUGAAAUAACAGAGGAUGACUCUAUUGAUGUGCUUUAUAUGCAGCUGUUUUACAAUGGCACAAUACGGAGAAUUAAAACUCUUAAAGUGAUGACCACAUGUCCUCUUGACCUAAACAAGUUCCCCUUUGAUAUUCAGAAGUGCAAUUUGACAUUUGGAACAAGCAUAAGUAAAGUGUCUGAUGUUCUGUUGAUUCCAUCCUCGAGCGCUGAGCAAGUUACAUCACUUUCACUGGAAGAAUUUUCAAAAUCAGAAUGGACUCUCAAAGAAAUCAACAUUAUUCACUUAAAUAUUACCAAGUAUGGAGAAGAAUGGAGCAAAGUCAUUUAUCAGAUUCUGAUAAGAAGAGCUCCUGUUCUGUACGUCAUUAAUCUCAUUAUUCCGGCUUGCCUGCUUGUAUUAGUAGAUGUAGCAAGCAUGUUCAUCCCAACAGAGGGCGGUGAGCGGCUGGGAUUUAAGAUAACAGUUGUGCUUGGAUUCUCUGUGCUCCUGUUGAUUUUAAAUGAUUUUCUGCCGAACACUUAUGAACCACCAAUAUUAGCUAUGGAUGAAUUUCCAGCACUUUUUGAAUCAGAGGCCAAAACUAACAGACAACUGUCAAACAACUCUAAGGAAAGUCCAGAGAUUAAACUACUCAAGAGGUUACUAUUGGAACUGCUAAUGGUCCGUCGACAUCUCAUUGUCGCCAAGAAAGAAGAGGAAGCAAAGUCAGAAUGGCACUUAGUAGCCUUUGUUCUGGACCGGUUUGUUUUCAUCCUCUAUCUGUUAAUUGUGACUAUCAUUAUAGUUAUAGUAGUGCUGGCAUGGGCCAUGUGAAAAGCUUGAGCUUUGUAUAUGUUGCGUGACAUAACCACUUACUAUUUCUAUGACUGAUGAACAGCAGAUAAGGUUGACACCUUCUACCAAUUAAACCCAACUGUUCCCAGGCAUGGUGGAGCCAUUCUAUAUUGUUUAUUUGUACGUUAUCACUUUAGGCUGACUCUCUUAUGUG